GUCUGGAGAGAAGCAACACGGGCCGCUCGCUGGGCUCUGAAGAUCUCCGCAUUCGCUCUGAGCACGUACGACACAUCGCCACAGCUCCGGUCCCGAAUACGCGCUCCAUUUCCCCGCUCAACAAAAGGAAAAGGACCGGUCUGCUCCACCCUGGGAAGGUUGGUGAUGGUCAGUGGUAGUUAAAGCCCACAGCCAAGGAUGUCUGCUACAGAUUCGGACAACUCCAUUGACUGGCUGGCUAGUGACACUGAGGAUAACAACAGUGAACAGGAGUUUGAGAGGAAGCAUAGCCAGACAGAUGCUCUUUCAACAGACAGCCGCUGGAGCUGUGAGAUCCAGGAGGCGUCCACAAGGGGGCCUCCCUCCAGCUGCAUGGAGACAUGGGGCAUGGACACCAUUGAACUGUGUAAAACACAACAAGGCGAGAAGAUGAAGAGACGGCGCAGCUUCACAGAGGAGGAGGAAGGACGGGUCAUUUCCAGUCAGUCAGAGAAGGGGCGACUUUUCACCCAAAAGUGCAUGGAGCUGCAAUGCUACAUCCAGCCACUGUCCUCCAUAUUGAAUGGUCUUCGUUCAGGGAGAUACAGAGAACGACUCAGCAGUUUCCAAGAGAGUGUUGCCAUGGAUAGAAUCCAAAGGAUUCUGGGUGUUCUGCAGAACCCCUGCUUAGGGGAGAAAUACAUUAGUAUCAUUCUUAAAAUGGAGGAAAUGCUAAAGAGUUGGUUCCCCAAUGUAAAACCCCAACACCAACAGGCUCUCACCCACGCAGAGGGAGUCGUUCCUACAAAGAAACUGAAGCUUUCCCCAGUGACACAGACUGCAGCAGUGAGCCCAGUCACCAUCAGCGAUACUCCGGUGGGUGCCAAACCCCUGCGAGUCACUGACCUCACACCCCCUGGAGCCUACUCUGCAAGCAACCUUAAAUGGCUCCACACAUCCCCCAUCUGCUCCCCCACAGCAGAACAGGCCCAGGCGGGCCCUCGGCAUGUAGCACCCCCUAGAGACAUAACGCAGGAUAGUGCGGUAUCCUCCAGCACUGACAUCCCCGCUAACACAGACUCCGUGCCUAGAGGGCCUCCGCCAGGCAAAAUCAACGCACCUUGUCUAGAGCGCCUACUAAAGUCGACAGAAAGCAUCAUCACCCGCAAAGGGACAUCGGGUUUGAAGGACAGCAGCUGGUCCUAGUCCACAUGGGGGGCUGCCUAACAUGCAGCUGAGCCUUUAUAACUCUACUAGGGGGGGCCAGUUAGCUCACUUUGCCCAUUCCAGCCUUCAGGGGAGACCUGAGCCUUCAAAGGGGACUUGGCAGGUUUACUUUUUAGCGUGGAAGACAAACAUGUUGUACUGUGUGGGAAUGUGCUCUCUCUUACACGACAAGUGUCUGCUAUAUUUCCCUUUUGUUGAUUUACUUUUGUUUUGUCGUUUGCACUCUUGGGUAGCAUGUUUGAAGGUGGGAAGGAGAGCGAUUUCACCUUAACUGGAGCAGCGCUCCCACUGUAGAUCCAAUGGGUUUGUUUGAGAGUUUGUAAAAGCGCCAUCUUGCCUAUGAGGUGGAAGUAGUUUGUGCUGAAAGGAAGUACGUCCAAUCUCUCGACAUGUGGUCAACAGCGGCCUACGUAUUUGUUGUGCUGAAAUGUGACAUUUUCUCAUCCUUCUCAUGACUCCACUAUGUCAACUUUAUUUUUGUAACUGUUACUCAUUUUCAUACUUGGAGAAUAAGUCUUUUGGUACAACUGUUCUACCUCAGCGGGCGCCAUGUCACAGUUGACGGGUGAGCGUAAGAAUGUGAACGCAUCACUCAACCUCUCCGGACACCUCCGCGGAUCUGCAGUGAGCCACACCGGUAUCAAACAGGAAGCUCUGCAGCACGAGCCACCCUGUUUAGGGACGCUCCCACUGGAGGGAUGCUCUCGUGGUGCCAUUGUAAAGAAUGUCCACCGAGUCUCCCAGUCGAAGGCAAAACAGUGCCUGUAAACGUAAAGCUGUGCCUGUAUGCCGGUUUAGUAAAGCGAGAGAAAAUUUGGGACUUCCUGCUCCAAGGCAGGAUUGUACUAAUCAGGAAUUGUCAGUCUCCUGCCAUUAAUUCUCUUGGAAUGCGUAAAUUAUUCAGUUCUUGCCAACCCGCUUCAGUGGUGGAGUAGAACAAUUGUUAUGUGUUGCCACAGAACUCAGACAGUACACCAGACCAGCAGAGAGGGGCAAGUUUUUUUCCCCUCUGUGUAAACCCGACAGAGAGGUUAUUGAUUUAUUCUGAAAAGUGGCCUUUAUAGUGUGAAUUUUUAUACUUUUAAAAUAAAUGUGUGUAUAUUUGUUUGAUGCAA
This is a messenger RNA of Doryrhamphus excisus (bluestripe pipefish), 2321 nucleotides long. It is a transcript of the gene ciartb, whose product is annotated as circadian associated repressor of transcription b. The record is from RefSeq and is a predicted model, not a curated record. Gene Ontology annotation, biological process: circadian regulation of gene expression; negative regulation of DNA-templated transcription. Lineage: Eukaryota; Metazoa; Chordata; Actinopteri; Syngnathiformes; Syngnathidae. Gene Ontology annotation, molecular function: RNA polymerase II cis-regulatory region sequence-specific DNA binding. Gene Ontology annotation, cellular component: nucleus.